CGCACUCGCUCAACACAGAACUCUGCAACUUUGCAACUCUCUCUCUCUCUCUCGCCCCUUGUCUGAACAAUGGCUUCUCUGCAGCUGAAUUCCAAACCCCUCAUAGCCCCAUUUCGCCACAACAACAGCGCUUCACUCCCCAAGCAAUGCCCUCGUAGAUUGGGCAGCAUCAGGUGCGGCGCGACCACACCCACCAGACGCUACUCCAUCACUCUCAUUCCCGGCGAUGGUAUCGGCCCCGAAGUCAUCUCCGUCGCUAAAGGCGUCCUUAGCCUCGCUGCAUCACUUGAAGGUAUUGAAUUUGGUUUCCAAGAGAUGCCUUUGGGAGGAGCCGCUUUAGACUUGACUGGAGUUCCAUUGCCAGACGAGACACUAUCAGCAGCUCGGCAAUCUGAUGCUGUUCUUCUUGGAGCAAUUGGAGGGUAUAAGUGGGACAAUGACGAAAAACAUUUGCAGCCACAAACUGGGCUGCUUCAAUUAAGAGAAGGCCUUCAAGUAUUUGCAAACUUACGGCCAGCAACUGUAUUACCUCAGUUAGUUGAUGCUUCAAGUUUGAAGAAAGAGGUCGCUGAAGGUGUUGACCUACUGGUUGUAAGGGAGCUCACAGGCGGAAUAUACUUUGGGAAACCAAGGGGUUUUAGUUCCAAUCAAAAUGGUGAGGAGACUGGUUUUAAUACUGAAGUAUAUGCAACAAGUGAGAUUGAUCGCAUUGCUCGAGUUGCUUUUGAGUAUGCCCGAAAGAGGCGUGGAAAGCUUUGCUCUGUCGACAAAGCUAAUGUGUUGGAGGCAUCAAUGCUUUGGCGGAGAAGAGUCACUGCAAUUGCCCUUGAAUACCCUGAUGUUGAACUAACCCAUAUGUACGUGGACAAUGCCGCAAUGCAACUCGUUCGUAAUCCAAAGCAGUUUGAUACAAUUGUAACAAACAAUAUAUUUGGUGAUAUAUUGUCUGAUGAGGCUUCAAUGAUUAUUGGAAGUAUUGGGAUGCUUGCAUCAGCAAGUCUUGGCGAGAAGGGGCCUGGACUUUUUGAACCUAUUCACGGGUCUGCUCCCGAUAUUGCUGGACAGGAUAAGGCAAACCCGUUGGCGACUGUGUUAAGUGCUGCUAUGCUUUUGAAGUAUGGACUAGGGGAGAAAAAUGCAGCAGAGCGAAUAGAAGCUGCUGUGCUCGAUACUCUCAAUAGAGGCUUCCGGACUGGUGACAUAUACUCUGACGGCAAUACAUUGGUCGGAUGCAAACAAAUGGGUGAAGAGGUACUGAAGUCGGUGGAAUCUGAAGUUCUGGACCCACUAUAAUAACCAGGAGUAUGUCAUAAUUACAAAGAUCGCGAAGAUGGUAAGGAGAGAACUGAGUUGCCGCUGCGAAAGAUCGGCUAGAUGUCUACUUGGUUAUGGCAUUGGCUAUUUUAUCAUUUUCAGACCGAGCCCCUAUAUCGGAACAGUUUACCAUUUCGUGGUGAUGUUGCUAUCAUUCAGAUCGCGAGGAAAAUCCAUCCAUUUACAGGCUUUGUCAAUUUGUAAUGCAGAAACUAGAUAAGACUAAUUUGAAAUGACAGACAAUGUGAGAUUCUCGUUC
Messenger RNA from Syzygium oleosum, 1573 nucleotides. RefSeq names its product 3-isopropylmalate dehydrogenase, chloroplastic-like. NCBI's taxonomy places the organism in Eukaryota, Viridiplantae, Streptophyta, Magnoliopsida, Myrtales, Myrtaceae. The record is from RefSeq and is a predicted model, not a curated record. Gene Ontology annotation, biological process: L-leucine biosynthetic process. The coding region runs from base 70 to 1293 and encodes 407 amino acids. The transcript has 11 exons. Gene Ontology annotation, molecular function: NAD binding; 3-isopropylmalate dehydrogenase activity; magnesium ion binding.